AUGGAAGACGUCGUCCACGAGCUCAAUGAGCUCUUUGCGUCGUCCGCCCCCGACGGCCUGCCGCAAGAUGUGCUCGCGGAGCUGCAGUCCAUCCUCCGUCUGCACGCCAUCUCGCCGCAGGAGCUCUUCUACAAAUGGGAGUCCUACAGUCUGAAGAUGGGGUCUGACGAGACCAAGUUGAAUUUGGACACGGUUCGGGCAUUCAAGCGGGAUGUGCAGGAGUCUCUGGAGCGAGAGAGCAGGGGGAAGAACAGCCACCUGCGCAGCACGGAGAAGAAGGGCGGGGUUACAGCGACGCCGCGCGCGAUGAAUACAGAUGUUUUUGGGAUGUUGGAUGAGUUGACGCCGAAUACGUCUCAUUCCCGGUCUGCGAAUAAGAGCGUCAAUGGCUCCGCAAAACGCAAAUCGACAUUCGAAACACCGUCGGCACCCAAGGUCGGGAGGCCGGAGAAGAGCGGCACUCCUGGAGACUUCAAGACACCUCUCAAGGCGAAUGGAGCGGUUGACGGACCACAACCCGUGCCUUUUUCGGAACGUCAAAACCCUGGCCAAGUCUUGGAGACCCUCAAUGGCCACCUGGCCAUGCCUACAGCGCCGAUGGCUCCGUAUGCCGAAGCACGAAUUCGACCAACCGCCAACACGGAUCUGAAGAAGUUAGGGUAUAAGCCGAUGGCGAUGCGACUCUCAGAGGCGUCGGAGGUGCUGGACGACCGGAUAGAUGAAUUCACCGCCGUAUUUCAGAAACACUACGGGUCAGAGGUGACUUUUGGAAGCGCUGCAACACAGAGCACCAGUGAGAUUGUGGCCGUGGGCCGCAUCGCGUCAGACAGCUUGGAGGGGAAAUUGAACACGGCAUCUCUGGUCCUUGAGACGUCACGUCGAACGGGCGCAGGCUUGAGGGUGCCUCUCAAGGUGGAUUCGUUGCCCUCUGUCCAAUUCUUCCCCGGCCAGAUUGUCGCCCUUCGAGGGAUCAAUGCGUCGGGACAGUACUUCUCCGUCAAGGAGGUCCUUCCAGUGCCACUCCUCCCACCAGCGGCGUCCUCACCAGCUACGAUCGACACGAUCAAUGAGAGGUUAGGAUCCGACCAGCAGCCAUUGAACAUCUUCAUCGCGUCUGGGCCGUAUACGGCGGACGACAAUCUGGAAUUCGAGCCGUUGAACGAGCUGUGUAAGAAGGCUGCGGACGAGUAUGCAGAUGCUCUGAUCUUAAUGGGGCCAUUUGUGGACAUGGAGCAUCCGCUCAUCGCAUCGGGCGACUUUGACUUGCCUGAUGUGCCGGGGAUCGACCCGGACACUGCCAACCUGACGACGCUGUUCCGUCACUGCAUCGCGGCACCGCUUCAGCGGCUGUGCGCCGCCGUACCCAGCAUUACGAUCGUGCUCGUCCCAUCGGUGCGAGACGCCGUGAGCAAGCAUGUCUCGUGGCCGCAGGAGCAGCUGCCGCGGAAAGAGCUCGGGUUACCGAAGCAGGCGCGCAUGGUGUCGAACCCGGUGACCCUGUCUCUGAACGAGACCGUGAUCGGGAUGUUGUCGCACGACGUGUUGUACGAGCUGAGAAAGGAAGAGGCGCUGGGCGGGCGACCCGCAGAAGGCAACCUGCUGACGAGGCUCCCCAAGUACAUCAUCGAGCAGCGACAUUUCUACCCCAUCUUCCCCCCAUCCUCGCGCGAGAGCUUGCCCAGGGCCAGCGGAGCAGACAGCGUCAUGCCGCUAGGCGCCAUGCUAGACGUGAGCUACCUGAAGCUAGGCGAAUGGUGGAACGUACGACCCGACGUGCUGAUCACGCCGAGCAUGCUGCCGCCAUUCGUAAAGGUCGUCGAAAGCGUCCUCGUCAUCAACCCUGGCACGCUCUCCAAGCGCCGCGCCGCAGGCACCUACGCGCAGAUGGCGAUCCACCCGCGGACAAUGACGGCCGAAGAGCGCCAGGAGAAGCAGCUAAGCCAUAAGAUCUAUGAGCGGGCGCGCGUGGAUGUUGCAGUAUCUGGAAACGAUUCCAUGAAAUGGGAAUGA
Molecule: messenger RNA, 2010 nt
Organism: Rasamsonia emersonii CBS 393.64
Lineage: Eukaryota; Fungi; Ascomycota; Eurotiomycetes; Eurotiales; Trichocomaceae
Product: DNA polymerase alpha/primase associated subunit
Exons: 5
Coding region: 1-2010 (669 amino acids)
Biological process (GO): DNA replication initiation; DNA replication
Cellular component (GO): alpha DNA polymerase:primase complex
Molecular function (GO): DNA binding
Source: RefSeq, a predicted model, not a curated record